AUGGACAUAAUCCUCUGCGACGAGCUCCUCCAAGAAAUCUUCCACCGCCUCCCUCCUCCGUCGUCAUCCGCCGUCUCCCUCGUCUCCAAACGCUGGCGCCAUCUCCUCCACUCUUCCCUCUCCUCCCUCACCCUCCGUCUCUCACCCAAUCACCCUUCUCUCCCUUCCCUCACUUCCUUCCUUUCUCUCCACACCUACCUGUUCUCCCUCUCCCUUUCCUCUUCCUCCUCCGCUGCUGCAACCACCGCGUUCUCCGACAGCCUCCUCAUCUCCAUCUCCUCAGCUUGCCCUAACCUCACCCAGCUCCGCCUCUCCACCGGCCCUGUCUCCUUGUUUCCCUUGUUUUCUCUCUCCACCUCAUGUCCUCACAUAUCGUCUCUUUCUAUUAUCCUGUCCAGACCUCUCCUCUCCCUUCACUUCCUCUCAUCAUUCCGCUCACUCAAGAACCUUACCUUAAUCCUUUCGGGAAACGGCUCACCUGACUCUAUUUCCGACCACUACACCUCCUCCUCGACUGAAUUGCAGCUGGAAUCCCUCUGCUUAUCAGGAAUUCGGGCCGGAGAUUACGAGCUCAGUUGGUUAUGGAACAAUUGUAGUUACAAAGCCCUAUCGAAGCUCGUUUUCGAGAACUGUGAAGGCGUAGGCGAUAAUCAUUCAUUUGCGAGCUUCAUCCAACGACUGAAGAACCUUCAAGAAGUCGAAUUGAAGACAUGUAGGUCAAUCAUCGCCUUAAUUUUGCUUAAAUUAGCUGAGAAUCGUUGCGAUUCUUUGUCGUCUAUGUUAAUUUACGAUGGAGGUAGCAAAGAAGGUUUGCUCCAUUUCAUCCGCGAAACGAACUGUAAUCUCCAGAAACUCGACCUCCGAUUGCCGCUCGAUUUAGACGACAGUCAUUUAUUCGAAAUCGGUACGAAAUUCACUCAAUUACAUGUUCUUCGAUUGCAAAGUUGUUCUAUGGUCACAGGUGAAGGACUCAAAACCCUAGGGUUAGCUUUGAGUGAUAACCUCGAAGAACUCGCUUUAACAAAUUGCGAUGUGAUCAAGAGACAAAACGGAUUCCUUGUGGAAUUAGCUCAGAAUCUACCAAAAAUCAAGAUACUCGAUCUCUCCUACAACCAUAUGCUUCUCGACAAAGAAUUUGUAUCCAUGAUCAGUUCAUUCAAGGAUCUUCGGAAACUGAAACUAAGGGGUUGCAAUAGGUUAACGAAUGCAUCAUUGAUCUCAUUGUGCAAAAACUGUAAGCAUUUGGAGAGCAUCGAUAUGGUCUACUGCCAUGGAAUCCAGAUGGAAGGUGUUGAGUUCGUGAUCCUGAAUUCUCCAGAACUGAGAAAAGUGCAAGUGGAAGAUCGCAAGUUAUCAGAAAUUGCGAGGAGGUGGAUGAUAAACAAGUUUAUUGAAGUCCAACCUUGA
Molecule: messenger RNA, 1407 nt
Organism: Lactuca virosa
Lineage: Eukaryota; Viridiplantae; Streptophyta; Magnoliopsida; Asterales; Asteraceae
Source: the annotation of a GenBank genome assembly